UUUGGAAAACAGCGUUUUGUGUCUCGACAAUCACCUUCCUUUUCUUCCUCUGUCUCUAUGGUUUUUUUUCGGUUUCGUAAAAAUCCAAAAUUUUGUGUCUUUUUAGGUUACUUUUUUUGAUGUUUUAGCUUCGUUUCUUCAUUGUUCUUCAUCCUUGUGUAAUCCAAAAUGACGAUUAGAUCCUCCAAGAGGAACCUGUCAUUUGAGAUUCUCAGCCAAAGCAGCUCCUUUGAGAAUGGUGGUGAUGAUGAUGUUACACUUCAAUCAUCAAUUCGCCGAUCUAGCUCAGAUCCGAUUACCCAAAACGAAGCUGUUGAAUCACCAAAACGAAAGAGAUCGAAGAAGAAGACGAAGAAGAAGAAGAACAAAGUCGAGACUAUUCCAGAGAAUGGAGAUUCUCAUACAACAACGAUCGUGGAAGGUUCAAGUAAUGAUUUUGGCGAGACUACAACGAUGUUUGAAAACAGAUUGAGUUACUAUGGUGGUGGUGGUAGUGGUAGUAGUGGUGGUGGCUGUGUUGUGACGCUAUUAGAUGGGCAAACUGUACAUCACAAUGGGUUCAAUUUUGGUGAGUUGAGACAGAGGAAUGUUAAUGGGAGUAUUGAUGGGAGUAACGAUGAACGAUGGAGUGAUACUAUGAGUAAGUUAUAUAUGGAGGAGACUAGUGCGGAGCUUAGCUCUUCUUCUGAGAAUUUACCGUUUCAAGAAGUGCAGCAUCAGUUUCCAAGAAGUGAGAUUAAUGGGAAUGUUGUGAGGAGGUUAGAUACUGAAGCUUCUUUGGAUUGGAAACAGCUUGUGGCGGAUGAUCCUGAUUAUCUUUCUGCUGAGACGAGGUCACCUAUGGCUUACUUUGUGGAGGAGAUUUAUGGUGGGAUCUCAUUGCGGAGUACAACGACUCCUGGGAAUGAUAUCGAACGAGAAAGGAUAUAUGAUACGAUCUUUCGCUUGCCUUGGCGAUGUGAAGUGCUUAUAGAUACUGGCUUUUUUGUCUGCGUCAACUCAUUUCUGUCAUUGUUGACAGUCAUGCCAAUACGAGUCCUGCUGAUAUUCUGGGAUGCUUUUAAGAAAAGGCAGUUCAGGAGGCCCUCGUCAUCGGAGCUGUCUGAUUUUGCUUGUUUUCUAGUUUUGGCUUCUGGUACCAUUCUUCUCGGGAGAACAGAUAUCAGCCUUAUUUACCACAUGAUUCGUGGUCAAAGUACUAUAAAACUAUAUGUGGUUUAUAAUAUCUUAGAGAUAUUUGAUAGACUUUGUCAAAGUUUCUGUGGAGAUGUAUUUGGGGCCCUAUUUAGUUCUGCAAAGGGAGUGGCGAUUUCCACUCCUGAGAAACUGAGAUUUUCGACUUGGAGAUUUGUUUCUGACCUAGCAUUAACUAUGGCUGCCUCAAUUCUCCAUUCAUUCGUUUUAUUAGCUCAGGCAAUUACGUUGUCAACGUGUAUUGUUGCUCACAACAAUGCCUUGUUGGCUCUCCUGGUGUCAAAUAACUUUGCUGAGAUCAAAAGCAGUGUCUUUAAGCGUUUCAGCAAGGACAACAUUCAUGGUCUAGUAUAUGCGGAUUCAAUAGAGAGAUUCCACAUAGCAGCCUUCUUGGUGUCUGUUUUGGCUCAAAAUAUUCUUGAAUCUGAAGGUCCAUGGUUUGGAAACUUUAUCUACAAUGCUACGACGGUCUUCUUUUGUGAGAUGAUGAUAGACAUCAUCAAGCAUUCGUUUCUUGCUAAGUUCAAUGACAUCAAACCUAUAGCGUACUCGGAGUUUCUUCAAGCUCUAUGCGAGCAGACUCUAAAUAUUCGCCCGGAAGAUAGAAAGACAAAUCUCACCUUCGUUCCCCUUGCACCCGCUUGUGUGGUGAUUCGGGUACUGACUCCAGUAUACGCAGCACACUUGCCGUACAGUCCUCUCCCAUGGAGAAUGCUGUGGAUGGUCAUCUUAUUUAUCAUAACAUAUAUAAUGCUCACAAGCCUCAAAGUGCUCAUAGGCAUGGGACUAAGGAAACAUGCAACUUGGUACAUUAAUAGAUGCCGAAGAAGAAACUCAUCCCAUCUACACAAUGAUUAGUCCCGCCCUUACUUGAAAGAGAAGAAAGAAAACACAACUUGGAGUGAAGAAACAUCUCAUCAGCAGAUGAAGUUUGAACCGUCCAAUCCAAUUUACAACUUUUGUUUGGGAUCAUAUCUCAGUGAUCUCAAUCAUACAUACACAUGGUCCCUUAAUAUGAUUCAGAUGAAGCGAUUUUGUUGUGGGUGUAGGGAUACAUAUAUGUACAAAAGAAAGAGAGACCUCAUGGAUCAAUUUGAUCACAAAGACAAAAUAGCCAAAAUACACUUUUUGUACUCUUCUUCCUUUUUUGUUUUUGUUCACAAGACCAUAAAAAAUAGUCAUCACAUUUUCAAAACUUUGUUCACAUGACAAAUCUUUGAUU
Messenger RNA from Camelina sativa (false flax), 2416 nucleotides. Its product is annotated as protein POLLEN DEFECTIVE IN GUIDANCE 1. The record is from RefSeq and is a predicted model, not a curated record. Gene Ontology annotation, cellular component: endoplasmic reticulum membrane. NCBI's taxonomy places the organism in Eukaryota, Viridiplantae, Streptophyta, Magnoliopsida, Brassicales, Brassicaceae.